Molecule: messenger RNA, 867 nt
Organism: Symbiodinium pilosum
Lineage: Eukaryota; Dinophyceae; Suessiales; Symbiodiniaceae
Source: the annotation of a GenBank genome assembly
AUGUCUCAUCCCGAGCCAAGAGCGCUCAAAAAGCUACAGCCGGUGACUCGACAAGCAGGCACCAAAGGUUCUCGUCAUAAGAUCAACAAGCAUUGGGCAUGGGCUCGGAAGGUCAGAGUCAGCGUCAUUCAGCGGAAAGUGGCAUACCUCGCUUUGAAAGCCAGGUGGAAGUGGAAUGAGGUGGAGAAAAUCUGCCAGCGUCUCACAGAGGAGUGGCAGCAGCCUCCACUGCUAGCUUUGUUGCUGCCCACGGCUGCCUCUGAAGAAGCUCUAACAGCUCUGGAUUCGCUGUCCGACCGCGGUGUCUUGAAUCUCAGCACAGAGACAUUAUAUUGUGGGCAAGAGGUCUGCCUAUGGAUCCUGAGGUGGACAGGAGAUAAUCCAACCAAUGAUCCUCCAGCCAUCACCCUUGAACUCUUUGCUUCGAUGGUCACGAUGGCAACAGCCAAGCUUCAUCCGCCUGAUUCUGGGCCCUUCCUCUGGCCGCUGCAUGACAAAGAUAUCGCCUCUGCCAUCGCAUUGUGCGAGUACGCUGGGAAUGAUGCGCCAUGGUGGAGAAAGGUAUUAUGGGGUCUGAGGAUCAUCCAGCCACCAGGUGGGACAGUUCUUGAAGAGUGCCUCCUCGACCACUACGGCCGUGAGGUCGGCUACGUGUUUGCAUGGACCAACUUAUUCACCCGCAGCCUCUGGGGACUUACUGCCGUGUGCAUGCUCUUCUGGAUUUGUGGAGCUCGCCCACAGAUGGGUGGAUAUGAGGGAGUGCUGUGGUACAUCUUGCAGUUUCUGAUUCUGUGCUGGGCAAUCUGCUUGAGCGCAGCUGCUGGGUUGCAGAUUGAGCAUAUCAGGGCUUAUGCGUAUCUUCAUUGA